This is a messenger RNA of Diabrotica balteata, 2040 nucleotides long. The record is from the annotation of a GenBank genome assembly. NCBI's taxonomy places the organism in Eukaryota, Metazoa, Arthropoda, Insecta, Coleoptera, Chrysomelidae.
AUGUCAUACAAAAACAAAAUCAAUCCUGAUCUUGUAAAGGAAAGAAAGAAAUGUAGUUUUAAUACCUUAGAGCUAACCCAUUUAAUUGAUGGUGGAGUGGAGAAAACUAAUGAAAGGAAAAGUAGGGAAUCCUUUUUUCUGGAUGACGCUUCACUGCGAUCAAAGGUGCCUUUGGAAUAUUUAAGUCAUAAAGAAAAAUAUGAAGAAGCUGUACGCCAAUCCUGUCUGCUGUUUAGAAAAGUUCAAGAGCUUCAAAAUCAGGGAAAAGGAGGCAUGGACAAUUUCAGAGAAAUACUGGGGGGACAACUUGGAUCUGCAAUCUUGAAAGAUGGUAAUCCCUUAACUCUUCAUUAUGUAAUGUUCAUACCUACUUUGAUGGGACAAGGAACUCUUGAACAGCAAGCAGAAUGGAUACAAAAAGCUUGGUCCUGUGAUAUAAUUGGAACAUAUGCACAAACUGAACUUGGACACGGCACAUUCAUUAGAGGACUGGAAACUAUUGCCACUUACGACUCAAAAACUGAAGAAUUUGUCUUAAAUUCGCCAACAAUUACAUCUUAUAAAUGGUGGCCUGGAGGAUUGGGACAUUCAGCGAAUUAUGCAGUUGUGGUAGCUCAGUUACACACGCAGGGCAAGAACCAUGGUAUUCACCCGUUCAUAGUACAACUGAGAGAUGAGGAAACUCACGUACCUCUACCAGGUAUUAAAAUAGGAGAAAUAGGAUGUAAAUUAGGAAUGAACAGUACAAACAAUGGAUAUUUAGGGUUUGAAAAUGUUAGAAUACCCAGGACUCACAUGUUAAUGAAAAAUAGCAGAGUUUUACCUGAUGGCACCUAUGUACAGUCUCCUAGUAAUAAGCUAACUUAUGGGACAAUGAUUUUUGUUAGGGUGGUCUUAGUACAAGACGCAUCUACAUAUUUGAAAAAAGCUUGCACUAUUGCUACUAGGUAUAGUGCAGUCAGGCAUCAAUCACAAAUAAAACCUGAUGAACCUGAACCGCAAAUUUUAGAUUACCUUACUCAGCAGAAUAAACUCUUUCCUCAAUUAGCUGCCUGUUUUUCCUUCCAGUACGCUGCUGCCUGGUUAUGGGAUACCUACAACAACGUUACCGGUGAACUCGAAACUGGUCAACUUGAAAAUUUACCAGAAUUACAUGCAGCUGCCUGUGUGUUAAAGGCAGUAUGUACAGCGGAUGCUGCUCGAGGCAUUGAAACACUCAGACUUUCAUGUGGAGGGCAUGGAUACAUGACAUCUUCAAAUUUACCUUCGACUUAUGGAUUAGUUACGGCGAUGUGUACUUAUGAAGGCGAAAACACAGUACUUCUCCUGCAAACUGCUAGAUUCCUCAUAAAAUGCUGGCAAAAUCCUCAAAGCCUGCAAUCGUUACCUAGUUGCAAGUAUUUGGUACAUGCUCUAAACAAUAAAUUGCCUUUCCAGAAGUCAGUAGAUUGGAUUAUUAGUGCUUUGCAGAAAACUGCAGCAGGUAAAAUAGAGUUAGCAAAUCGACGCAUCAACGAAAGGGUCAACAAAGGAAUGGCUUACGAAGAUGCAUGGAAUAAUACAUCGAUCGAAUUGGUUCAAGCUGCGGAGUUACAUGGACGAACUCUUAUUGUAGAAAUAUAUUUAGCGACAAUUCAGAAGUUACAACAAAAAAUUUCAACAGAGCUUAAUACAGUUUUGAAUCAGCUACUUCAACUAUAUGCAGUUGACACAAUCUUGAGAUGUAGUGGCGACAUUCUAAAGUUCACCGAGCUACAAGGAAAAGACAUAGAAGCUCUGCAAACCUGGCUAGAAGAAUUGCUAACCCUCAUAAGACCAAAUGCCGUCGGUAUCGUAGACAGUUUCGACUUUAGGGAUGAAGUUUUAGCAUCAGCUUUAGGGUCAUAUGAUGGUAAUGUUUACGAGAGGUUACUCGAGGAGGCUCAAAAGAGUCCACUUAAUGCUGAACCGGUCAAUCAUAAAGUGUUAUCACCGUCUUAUCAUGAUUCACUAGAAGAUGGAAUAGGUAGAAAAAGAAGUUUUGUUGACCGAAAAAUAUAA